AUGCCCUUUUACUAUCAUGUCGAUGAAUGUGCAGACGGCACAAAUAACUGCCACUCCGCGGCAUCCUGUACCAACACAGACGGCUCUUUUACCUGUGCCUGUACCGCAGGUUAUGUGGGAGAUGGAAUCAGCUGUACUCAUGUCGACGAAUGUGCAGAUGGCUCACAUAACUGCCACGAGAAGGCUACCUGUUCUGACACAGUCGAGGGGUUUAACUGUACCUGUGAGGAAGGUUACAAUGGAGAUGGAGUCACCUGCACAGAUGUCGAUGAAUGUACAGACGGCACAAAUAACUGCCACUCCGCGGCAUCCUGUACCAACACAGACGGCUCUUUUACCUGUGCCUGUCCCACAGGUUAUGCGGGAGAUGGAAUCAGCUGUACUCAUGUCGACGAAUGUGCAGAUGGCUCACAUAACUGCCACGAGAAGGCUACCUGUUCUGACACAGUCGAGGGAUUCAGCUGUACCUGUGAGGAAGGUUACAACGGAGAUGGAGUCACCUGCACAGCUUUGUCUGACCUGGUCUUCACCGAUGUCGGAAUAGACUACCUGACCCUGUCCUGGAGGGCGCCUACUGACCUGACUAUAACCCGUUACCGACUACGCUAUCGUCCCACCGGGGGCUCGGACCAGGACCUGUCUCCCCCGCCCUCCCCGGGCGACACCGCGGCCACCGUGCCCGGACUGUGGGCAGACACAGAGUACACCUUCACCCUGACGGCGUUUGGAGAUGGCGACCAGGAAAUCGGAGAGAUCAGUGGGGCAGAGACAACAGCUGAGGUUAUCGUGAAUGUGGAGUGCCAUCAGGAUCACAUGACCGUGACCUUCCCCAGAGCGGCGCUACCAGAGGUAGAUGUGGACAACAUGCACCUGCUGAACGACAGCUGCCGCGCCACGGUUACAGACACGGAGGUGACCGUCCAGACAGGUCUGCAGGACUGCGGGACCAUUCAGGAUUCGUCAGAAGAGGACAAAUUUACAUUCAUCAACGAGGCCAUCGCCAGUCCGGUGACGUCUGACAACGGAGCCGUGAGAGGGGCGCCUUUCAGCAAGAGGUUCUGGUGUAAGUUCCUCCGUCAGUACGUGGUCUCGCAGGGAGGGGAGAUCCUCUACAACAUCCCGUCUCCUCGUCCCUCCGCCACUACGUGGUCUCGUAGGGAGGGGAGAUCCUCUACAACAUCCCGUCUGCUCGGUAAGAUCCCCCGUCAGUACGUGGUGUCACAGGAGAGGGAGAUCCUCUACAACAUCCCGUCUCCUCGGUAA
Molecule: messenger RNA, 1263 nt
Organism: Branchiostoma floridae (Florida lancelet)
Lineage: Eukaryota; Metazoa; Chordata; Leptocardii; Amphioxiformes; Branchiostomatidae
Product: fibrillin-1-like
Exons: 9
Coding region: 1-1263 (420 amino acids)
Molecular function (GO): protein binding; calcium ion binding
Source: RefSeq, a predicted model, not a curated record